Messenger RNA from Thyridium curvatum, 795 nucleotides. RefSeq lists its product as uncharacterized. The transcript has a single exon. The record is from RefSeq and is a predicted model, not a curated record. Lineage: Eukaryota; Fungi; Ascomycota; Sordariomycetes; Thyridiales; Thyridiaceae. The coding region runs from base 1 to 795 and encodes 264 amino acids.
AUGGCGCAACAACCUCAUGCUACCACUACCCUGCGGCGUUUUCUCACCCAGAACAAGCCAUUCACUACCUGCUCUGCUCGAUCCCAGCAACACCCAACAAACACAAAAUGGCCGACGUUCGAAGAUCCCGUCACCAUUUGGGAUGCUUUUACACUGGGGAACCUUGAUAGGCAGUUCGGCGCCCUCCUUGAUAUCCCAAUCCCAUCGGACAGGCUUCCGAUCGCGGUGGAGGCUCCGGAGGACCUACCCAUCACCAAUUCGAAGAGCAUUGGACAUCUCGUUGCUCGGAACGAUGCUAUGAUGCAGGCAUCCCUAAAUGUUGCCAAGUCGCACCUUCAGCUGUUUCCCGGCAUAGUCCUGCGUUUUCGAUACAACGACGUUGACCAGACACAACUUCCAAAGCUCUUUGAUGGCAGAAAGACACUCAGGCCCGACCACAUCAUCCAGCUCGAUCGAUUCCCGGCAUCUAUCUUGGUGGUCGGUCUUGCGCGCCCAAGCUCCCAUUGGAGUGCCCGAAGGGCCGUAAGCAGUCUCGGCGACCUGGACAAGGGGGGCCUUCAGCCAUUGCGAGAACUGGCUAACUUGUGCAAGAUCGCCGGCACAGAGUUUGGGUACAUCCAGACUGAUGAGGACAUGGUGGUGUGCCGUUUCACCUUGGCGAGCGGGAACAAAUGGAAAGCAUCUAUUAAGCCGAUCCCAUGGUCAACCUAUGAGACAUCAAAUCUCACAGCUGACCUGGCUCUCUGGUGGCUUUGCAUGCGAGCCAUGUCCAUGUUGGGCAAUCAACAAGGAUAA